CCGCACUCUUCCAGGUAUGAGAGCUGCGAAGGACUACAUCGAAUUCACUCCGAAGCCGUGCGCCUCUUGACGCACACGAGAUCGAUCCGGACACUACGCGGCAGCGCGCAUCGCAGAGGUUUAAUACGGCGACGACAGGUUCUUCACGAAGAGCAUGAAGCUAGAGGUGUUGUGCGGAAGCCACUAUGACGUGAAGCGUUUCCAGAUGUCUCGUGACGCGCAGGGGGGUGCGCGCUCUCCUCUUUCCGCCGAGGAGGAGCUGGGGUCGGAUGGGGACUGCGUGACAUCCAGCCCUCCACCUGUUACACCGUGCGCCGUUACCAAGCCCAAGCCGUACGCACGGAGACCCAAACCCCCGUAUUCCUACAUCGCUCUCAUUGCCAUGGCCAUCCGGAACUCUUCCUCUGGACGUUUGACUUUGGCGGGAAUAAACGACUACCUGAUGCAGAGGUUUCCGUUCUUCCGCGGCAGCUACACCGGCUGGAGGAACUCGGUUCGGCACAACUUGUCGCUGAAUGACUGCUUCGUCAAAGUGCUGCGGGACGCGUCCAGGCCUUGGGGAAAGGACAAUUACUGGAUGCUCAAUCCUCACAGCGAAUACACGUUUGCCGACGGGGUGUUCGGGCGCAGGAGAAAACGCAUCGAUAAAAAGUCCACCGGGGAGCCAAAGGUGUCCGACGUCACCGAGGAGCCGCAGAGCGUUCGCCAGUCUGCAUCCGCCCCCAAGACGGAUUUGUGCGUCAAGUUCACUAGUUCCUUUGCGAUAGACAGCAUCCUCAGCAAGCCAUUCCAGAGGGACUCGAGCCAUCCGCAUUUACCUGUCCACCCUGCCAUCACCUGGCCGCCCUACAGUGAACUAAUGAUGCCUAUUUUAAAUACACCUGCAUCCUUUCCGUAUUUUAAGGCGGCCUGUUAUGUGGACUCAUUUUCUGCGCAUGUGUCAAACGCCCAUUUGAUUGGAUGAUUGGAGUAAUCAGUGUGCACGGGGAGAUGGACCCUCGGGGGAAUCGGACACAAAUUGGACUGUAUUGUGCCAUCAAUGGUUUUUUUUUACCUUUUGUAUGUAAUUAUCAGAUUUGGUUUUUGAUACAUAUUACUUUUGGAAAAUGUUACUGGGCUGACCAUUAAUGUUGUUAGGAAAACGUGUUAAAAGAAUUUGCACUUUGACGGUCAUUAAAUAACAAAUGAAAUUAAAAAAAAGACACUGAUGAUGUUCUGCGUUAUUUGUCAACAGAAAGGCGAGUCAUUAUUUCUGGUGACAGUCAAAUGGACAGAUUUAAUAUAUUUAGUUUGUGUUCCAAGGGCCAUGCUAAACCUCGCAUUGUCUAAAAGCCUGUAUAUCCUAGUAUGUUGUAAAUGCUUGUUACGGUUAAAAUGUCAGACUCUCCUUAAUUAUUUAAGAAGAACCCCGGGCUUAUUAUAACAAUUACAACAAUACCAAACCAUUGAGAAUACAAUAAAUAAAUACAUAUAUAAUAUACGCUACUUGUGAGUAGUACUCGUUUGAAUGAUCCACAAAUAAAUGAGCUAAGAAGUGAUUAUUUUUUAGUGAAGUUUAUCCAAUAUCCAAUAUUUAUGUUUUGUGUCUGGCGCUGCAAAUAGCUGUCGCCUCAGUCUCCCCACAUGCGCAGGAAAGAGUUUGUAAACGGUGCAUCCUGCGCGAACACAACUGGAAUCCACAAUAGGAAGAAAUGUCUUCCUAGGCCUAUUCUUCUGAGGCUAGAAAGUAAAUUUCCUUUUAGACUGUAGCUGUGUAUCCUGGACGCGGCGGGGC
Molecule: messenger RNA, 1774 nt
Organism: Pungitius pungitius (ninespine stickleback)
Lineage: Eukaryota; Metazoa; Chordata; Actinopteri; Perciformes; Gasterosteidae
Product: forkhead box protein Q1-like
Exons: 1
Coding region: 155-964 (269 amino acids)
Biological process (GO): regulation of transcription by RNA polymerase II; anatomical structure morphogenesis; cell differentiation
Molecular function (GO): DNA-binding transcription factor activity, RNA polymerase II-specific; RNA polymerase II cis-regulatory region sequence-specific DNA binding
Source: RefSeq, a predicted model, not a curated record